AUGAGCAAACUAUGGGUUGCUUCUUCGGUGGAUGCUUCACAAACGUUCGUCCCGGACCUCGGCAACUGCUUGAGUGCCACGAGUCGACAUCCUAACAAUCGUCGGUGUCCGCUGUGCGAUAAAAUUUUUCCAUUGAAAAGAGACCUCGAGCGCCACAUGGUCAAGCAUACGGGUCUCAAGCCGUAUCCGUGUCCAUACUGUCCCUUCAGGACAACUCGACGGGAGCACGUAUCUAAUCACGUGAAAAAUAAGCAUAUCUCGCUGUACGCCGAAUACAUGGAUUUUGUGCGGGCUCGCAAACAACGAUACCUCGACAUAAACUUCAACAAUGUCGGCGGACCCGGACUCUCGAAUUACAUCUCGUGCAACGGCUACGACCGCUUCAUACACACCGACGGCGAGGGCAACAACCUGUGUCUUAUCUGCCAGUAUUCAGUGAAGCACCGACGGAACAUCUAUCGACACAUAUUGACGCAUACGGGCGAUAAGCCUUUCCGGUGUACCUCCUGUGAAUUCCGAAGUUCUCGAAGCGAUAAACUCAAGCACCACAUCAAGACAAAACAUCAGAACGAGAGUAUCAUCAUACCGGACGUGUCCGUCAUCACUGUCAACAACGAAAAUCUGCCCUGCAGGCCCAACGUCACGCUCCAUCUUCUGCCCAUUGGAGACGUUGAGAAUCCCGCGGCACCCAAGCGAUCUGACAAGAAACGGACCGCAUCAGAAAUACUUCAAGAUAUGCUAAUGUACGGGAGGAUAGCGCAAUCGUCUCCGCUGGAAACUUCACCACCCAACUCUUCCUUGUACAAGAAGUUCUUUUCUUGCCAUGUUUGCGGAUACAACACCCACAUCAAGAGAGCUCACGAGCGACACAUAUUGACGCACACGGGCGAGAAACCCCACAAGUGUGAUUACUGCGACUUCCGCUCAAACCGCAAGGACAACCUACUGACCCACGUCAGGAAGAAGCAUCAAAACUCUGCAAUGGCCCUCCAGCUUCUUCUGCAAGCGCAGGAGAACAGCAAUAGCAGCAUCAUCAAUAAUAACAGUGCAUUGAGUUUAAGCGGCAGCGGCAACAUCAACAACAACGACAGCUCCACCAUCAACCUGAACAAUGGAAACAACAACAGCAGUAGCAGCAACAGCAGUGGUGGCGGUCACAAGCACAGCACCCGGCACAGGAAUUUCUUCGAUCUCGAGAACUGCAACGAGUUUGGGAAAUAUAAGUGUCCGUACGAUCAUUGCGCCUACAUCACCAAUCGACGAUUCCCGCUAUCGCGGCAUCUGCUCACGCACACGGGCGAGAAGCCGUUUCGGUGUUUACACUGUCACUACUCGUGUUCUAGGAAGGACGCUCUGAGCUCUCACAUGGCUCGAAGACAUCCGUUCACCCUCGACGGUUCCAGGGAUCAGGAGGACUUUUCUCGGAUUUUAUCGUGA
This is a messenger RNA of Galendromus occidentalis (western predatory mite), 1437 nucleotides long. RefSeq names its product zinc finger protein 64. The coding region runs from base 1 to 1437 and encodes 478 amino acids. The record is from RefSeq and is a predicted model, not a curated record. The transcript has 5 exons. NCBI's taxonomy places the organism in Eukaryota, Metazoa, Arthropoda, Arachnida, Mesostigmata, Phytoseiidae. Gene Ontology annotation, biological process: positive regulation of transcription by RNA polymerase II. Gene Ontology annotation, cellular component: nucleus.